This is a messenger RNA of Filobasidium floriforme, 4469 nucleotides long. RefSeq lists its product as uncharacterized. Gene Ontology annotation, molecular function: ATP binding; protein serine/threonine kinase activity. Gene Ontology annotation, biological process: intracellular signal transduction; protein phosphorylation. The transcript has 6 exons. Bases 280 to 4263 code for a protein of 1327 amino acids. NCBI's taxonomy places the organism in Eukaryota, Fungi, Basidiomycota, Tremellomycetes, Filobasidiales, Filobasidiaceae. The record is from RefSeq and is a predicted model, not a curated record.
UCUUGCGCUGGCACGCUGAAUAGCGAAUUCUUAAAACUACGAGCUCUCUACGGAGACCUUGUUUACAAGAUCUCGGCCAGAUCCAUUGUCAGCAUCAAUACAGACAACGAAGCAGGAAGGGUUUAGACCACCGCCUUUUCACACGGACUGCGAGGUUCGACUCGAGCUGGCUGAUCUUUGUGGCAGAGCCAGAUCAGCGGCUACGAUUCGUCAACCUAGAGCAGCUCGAGAUAUUGACCAGACGGAAAACGCGGCGACAGUAGCGACGACGGCGUCACGAUGGAUCACUUCAAGCGCCCUAGUACUAGUUCGGGGGAGGCCUCUCCUUCCCCUGUGCUGAGGCAUCUGGCGCCGACAACCCAGACGUCCUACGUCACAGCCAAUGCGUCUCCGAAACCGAGCCCGAAACUCGCCCACGCUCAGAUCCAGGCGAACUUUGCUCCUUUCGGUUUCGGAUAUCCGGUCCACUCGGGUCAGGGAUCGAAUGUGACCUCGGCCAGCCAGUCAGUCGUCGGGAGUCCAAACUUGGGGGAAAAAUCUCGUCUGCCGAGCUUUUCCAAGGGGAUGUCGGCCUUUGUGCAAAACGGAUUCGCCUACGGUGGAGGGGGAGGAGAAUCGUACACUGGGGUUGGGUCUGGCACGACUUCGCCAGGGUUGUUGAGCAACAACGUCUCGUUCGUCUCGGCCGAACAGUACUUGCGCGCCAGUGUCGCAGCCGACGGUCAACCCGGCGCACAACACCUUCCGCAACACCCAGGUCUGAACCGGUCGAGACCUUCUUCCGUCGCUCUCGCUGUCUCGGUUUCGCUAGCGUCCAGGUCUAGAUCGAGGACGCCGGUGCAGAAGGUCGGCAGUCCGCCCAUCUCUCCCUCGAGACGCAUGAGCAGGGAGAUCGGUGGUAAUCCGAUGACGGCCAUGCUGGGCCAGGUCGACGAGAAUGCACCUUCGCGAAGUACGACGCCUCACAAGAAACAGGGGAAAUGGGACAAGGGCAACGGAGAUGAUAUCGAGUUUGCCGAUUUUGGGUGGGACGAGGCUUUCGAGGACGACGACGACGAUUACACCGUUGCACGAAGGAAAUCUUCACGUGGAGGACCGGAUCAGCUGUACAAGGACUCUGGAUCGGACGAUGUGGCCGGGCUUCAAGUCGAAGUCCAGGGGAUGGAUAUGGGCAAUCAGUCGGCAUGGGAUGGAAGAGAUGACAACGAUGAUGACGACGACGGCAUCUUUCCUCCUGGAUACAGGAUCGGUGAGGGUUUGGCAUUCCGAGGCGAGAUCAUAGAGGAUGUGGAUCCGGUGGCACGAAGCAAGGAGAAUGGCCGCAGUCUGCCUCAAUCGAGCGCAGGAUCCAUCGCUUCUCUUCGUGAAAACGGCUUGGAUGCGGAUGAACGGGCACAGAGGCGGAUAUUUGAGGUUGUGCGUAAAUUGGGUUCGGGGAGCUAUGCGACCGUGUAUCUGGUCAAAGAGGUCGGAGGUGGACAAGAAUUUGCGCUCAAAUGCCUCUCCAAGAGAGAUCUCGAAGGUGACGCUUUACACGUUCAGCUCUUCGAGGCAACAAUUCACAUGUCUUUGCCUCGGCACCAAAACAUCGUGACGUUGUACCAAACGCUGCAAACCAAGAAGUGGCUGUUCUUACUGCUGGAAAUGUGUCCAGGAGAAGAUCUCUUUUACUGGCUUGAACAUUCUCGAGAUUCGCCGCCACCCAGCACCACCGAGAAUCACCAUCCUGAAAUUCACAACGAGUCACCCGAACCGCAUCCUCACGCCAGGAACAUCCCGUUGUCAUCGAGCAACCUACCAUCUUCGGCGGUACCGUUUUCGACUAGCGCCAUGAUCUCUGGGAUGGGCACGCCCCAUGGUGGGCUUGGUCAAUCGCCCAUUGCGUUCUCGCAUCGAAGCCAUUUCAGCCACGAUAUGCAUUCGCCUUACAAUCAUUUACAUCAACAACCGUCAAGUGGUCACGCUGCAACGCCAACUACUCCUAGCCUGUUGUCGGCCUACUCGGCAAAUGCCCUGUUGUCCGCUCGUCGGUUGAAGCUGAUCGCGUCCAUGUUUGCGCAAAUGUGCGAAGCUGUCGCCUUGUGCCAUGACAUUGGCGUGAGCCAUCGGGAUAUCAAACCGGAGAAUUUCAUCUGCUGCGAUUCCGAUGAAUUGGCUUCAGCUCGUGACGGCGAUGACUAUGCUGGAACGGGACGCAAGAAGGUCAUUGUCAAGCUGACAGACUUUGGUCUCGCGACCACCGAUGAGACCAGCGGAGACGUAGAGUGUGGAAGCCGUCCAUACAUGGCAUAUGAGUGUCGAAAUGAGCUUGGACCUAGCUACGAACCUCGCCCUGCCGAUGUUUGGUCAUUGGGGGUCGUGCUUCUCAACAUGCUGUUUCAUCGAAACCCAUGGACUGACCCGGUGCCCGGCAACAAGAACUUUGACGGCUUUCUCGACGAUCCAGUCGAGUUCCUCCUAUCGAGAUUCACCGGUAUCGGUCGGGAAGUUGCUGCUUAUCUUGCCGAGCGGGUCUUUAACGUGUAUACCGACCGACGCACGUCGGCUCGAGAUUUCGGGCGAUGGGCUCGACACCUGCCGAGCAUGAUCGGUGGCAAAAAGGCGGUCAGUGCGCUUCGAAUGUCAUAUCUCAAUGCCGGCGUCGUCAAGGAUCGCGGGCCUCUAGAGUUCAAGAAGAGUCCUAUCGAACCGCGAGGGGUGUCUGUCUCGCAUCCCAAGACCCCAACGCUGUUCAGCGGAUUUUCCCCAAUGGCCACCCAAUCGGCACAUUCUGGAAACGACCUACAAACCCUCGCGCCGCCUUUGGUCCCGACGGAGGCGGCAUUGUUGAAUGGGGUCCAGGAAACCCCUAGGUCAAUCGUCGACGAUGGGUCGUCUACAGUCGCCCAAGUCGAAAGUACCCUAGAGGCAAGCACUCCGAACGGCGGGGAUGAUGAAGCCUCCCGGCCCAUUUCGGCAAAGCGAAAGAAGCGAGGUACUCGAAGCAAGAACAAGGCCGCCUCGGCUGCUGCAGCUGCCCUCAUGGCAGGUAUGCCGGAAAGCACAGCACCCAAUUCUCAUGUCACUGCCCACACCGAGAAAGAGGCCGUUCUUCAGGAUCUGGCCGAAGCUUCGCAGACCCUUGCCAGACAGUUAUCUAAAGCUACCAAAUCGGCAGAAGGGUCGGUCAUUGAUCUCGACGAAUUUCCCAAACUUGGGGAAGAUGUGAAGCCCGGCCAACUCAAACAGUCGAGAUGGAAAGCCCUCAUGUCCAAGUCUCACGGAAAUCCCGAACUCCAAGCUUUGGUCAAGAAGAUUCAGGAGCGUGACUCGGGUUCGUCCGCGUACCGCAGCGCUCCCGCCAAGAUGCAGCACGUUGGUGGUCAGGGCCGAUCUAUAUCCAGCAUGAAUUCGAGUGAUGACACGACUGCAGCUACGCCCGUGCUGAGCUUGUCGCCCACGAGCGCAGUCUCUACCUUCAAUCCCACACAAAGCUUGCCGUGCGGCCUGGAUAGUGACAAUUGGAGAAGGCCACCUGCGCCUAUGACCCUGGACGGCCCGCUCGAGAAGGGGACAUUCACACAGCAGGAAGACGAACGUGGACGCAACGUACUCACCAACGGACGCCCGCGCCGGUUGGAAGGUAGUCAGACCCGUGUGAAGCGCUUUGACGGACGGGAUAUGUCCCCCGUGCCUACUCUGGCAUGGUCGCAGAACACUUCUCCUGUGGGCUCACUCCAAACGUAUAGCUUGCCUCUCUCACAGUACACAGGCUACAUCUCGUCAGUGUCUCGCGGUCACAGCGAUCCUGCAUCACCAGCUCAUAUCCAUUCCAUCGAAAAUAACAGGCCAAGCACCAUCACGCCGAGCAAGUCAGUCUUGGGCCCUGGCCUGCAGCAAGGUAGUACUCGAUACCCGAACAAACCACCAUCUCAGUCGGUAGUAUCGAAGGGAAGCUUGGUGGACGGUGUGGCACGUGACCACGGGCCACACAGUCAAGAGACGGACCCGCCUUCCAGACCCCCACUGGCCAAGAACAAGUCUUCCACACGAGGCAGUCGACCUUUCCUCGAAAGUAUCAGUGAGAAGCCAGCUAUUCAGCGCAAGGACAGUAUUGGUACCGCCAUGCAAGAGGCUCAACACGAUUCUGAAGGUAGGCUUGCAGUCCCAGCCUACAAGUCGGAUACAUCUGGAACCCCUGGAUCGCCUGCCAAGCUCAAGCAGCAAAUUGCUUCACUUGGCAAAAUGCUAUCUGGGCUCAAGACCGGACGAGGCAAGGAAUAGAAUCGGGAAUGCCAUCGGCCCUCCUCCCUGGAGAUUAGCAUUCAUUCUCGUUUCUUCACGACUCCCGCCACAUGCAUUGACGACUCAAACACACACUCGCCUACACAUCCACGCUCGUUGUCGACUGUCUCGACCGAGCAGGCGGACGCAUUUCGCCCUCGGGACCUCUCACGGCAUCCCUCUGUAACACUUUCAUCAGUACAUCA